UUUCUUCUCCUUUGUCUCUUUUUUGUUGAACGCAGAAAGGAGAGAAUAUAUAUAUUUGUUAUUUCUUCUCCUUCUGUAUAUCAAUUUAUUGUUUGUUGUUCUUCGUCUUCUCUCUUUUUUUCAGAAACUUUUCGUUUCUGAUUAAGAAGAGAGAGAGGAGAAGCAACAAUUUUUAGGGUUUGAAUAAAUUGGAAGAAAAGGAAAGGAAAGAGAUGAAUGUGAUGCGUCGCCUCAAGAGCAUUGCUUCUGGACGAUCUUCCGUUUCCGAUCCUGGAGGGGAUAUUAGCCUAAAGAGACUGAAGAUUGAGCAAAAAGUAGAUCACAGGGUUGAUAUUGAAAUUCAAAUGGAAGAGCGAUGUACUAUAGCGCCAAAGGAUGAUGUGACUUCUACAUCUGAGGGAAGUGAUGCAAGUACAUUGACUGUCGAUACUAGGCAAGAAAAAUCUGGAAAGAAGGAGCUUCCAAAUGAAAUGAGAAUUAGAGAGAAAAACUCUUAUGACCACGAGGAUGACUUAAAGGAUAUGGAGCCUACUGUUGUUAGUGGUAAUGGAACAGAAACAGGCCAGAUAAUUGUGACUACUCUGAGUGGUCGAAAUGGACAGAAACAGACACUGUCUUACAUGGCUGAACGUGUGGUGGGUACGGGUUCAUUUGGAGUUGUAUUUCAGGCUAAGUGCCUAGAAACAGGAGAAUCUGUGGCCAUAAAGAAGGUCUUGCAGGAUAGGAGAUACAAGAACAGGGAACUACAGAUUAUGCGCAUGCUUGAUCAUCCUAAUGCUGUUCACCUGAGACACUGUUUCUAUUCUACAACUGAGAAGAAUGAAGUUUACCUUAACCUUGUUCUGGAGUAUGUGUCUGAAACUGUGUACCGAGUUUCAAGGCACUACAGCCGAGUGAACCAUCACAUGCCCAUCAUAUAUGUUCAAUUGUACACAUACCAGAUAUGUCGGGCUCUGAAUUACAUGCACAAUGUAAUUGGGGUAUGUCACCGUGAUAUUAAACCUCAGAAUCUUUUGGUUAAUCCACACACUCAUCAGUUAAAGAUAUGUGAUUUUGGAAGUGCAAAGAUGCUGGUGCCUGGGGAGCCCAAUAUAGCCUACAUUUGUUCUAGGUAUUAUAGAGCGCCUGAAUUGAUCUUUGGGGCUACAGAGUACACAACUGCAAUUGAUAUGUGGUCAGCUGGUUGCGUUUUCGCUGAGCUACUUUUGGGACAGCCUCUUUUCCCUGGAGAAAGUGGUGUUGAUCAGCUGGUGGAGAUAAUCAAGAUUUUGGGGUCACCAACUAGAGAGGAAAUUAGGUGCAUGAAUCCAAACUAUACAGAGUUCAAGUUUCCUCAAAUCAAAGCUCACCCGUGGCACAAGAUAUUUCAAAGAAAAAUACCCCCUGAAGCAGUAGAUCUGGCCUCAAGGUUGCUGCAGUAUUCACCAACUCUCCGAUGUACUGCUUUGGAGGCAUGUGCACACCCUUUCUUUGAUGAUCUGAGGAAACCAAAUGCUUGCUUGCCUAAUGGACGACCUUUGCCACCUCUAUUCAACUUCACACCUCAAGAACUUUCUGGUGCACGUACUGAACUGAGACAACGCCUUAUUCCUGAGCACACGAGGAAGUGAAUGGCGCAAAUGAAUUUUUUGAGAGGGGUCUAUUUUCCAUGUGAUCAGCAGUGUUCUACAGCAUCAAAUGCAGCUAUGUUCUAGGCCAGCCAAGGAUGGUGACAUGCAAUGCAGAAAGAGUCAUGUGCUAAUAUGAUCAGUGUUAGAGUUCACUAUGAAAUUCUUUUGUUUAUUAAGUUGAUGUGUUAGUGUAGAAUGCCCUAGGCAGUUCUAGAUGAGUUCACAUCUAUCAAUUUUUUUGUUUACAACAAACAUCUAGUUUGUGGGCAUUCAGAAGAUCAGUAGGUUCUUCCAAACAGGAUUACUAGUUGAAAUAGGUUUAUUUUUGUGUAUAUCAAUUUGAUUUGAUUUCUUCCACUUGCCUUAAAUAGGAAUGUGAAAUUCAUUACUUUAUGUAUUCUCUAAUGUCCCUUUGGAACUAUAUUUAAAUAAUCUCAGUUAUUCUCUGUC
This is a messenger RNA of Solanum tuberosum (potato), 2060 nucleotides long. RefSeq names its product shaggy-related protein kinase epsilon-like. Bases 213 to 1610 code for a protein of 465 amino acids. Gene Ontology annotation, molecular function: ATP binding; protein serine/threonine kinase activity. The transcript has 13 exons. Gene Ontology annotation, biological process: signal transduction; cell differentiation; peptidyl-threonine phosphorylation. Gene Ontology annotation, cellular component: cytoplasm; nucleus. The record is from RefSeq and is a predicted model, not a curated record. Lineage: Eukaryota; Viridiplantae; Streptophyta; Magnoliopsida; Solanales; Solanaceae.